GCCCGGAUGUGGAAACAGUGCAGCACGUGAUGUUGUGGUGUUGGAGCUGGGAGGCCUGAUGGUGGGCAGCAGGCUGUGAGGAGGAGGAGGAUGAGCUCGGAUGGGGAGCGGAUGGACAGUCUGGACGGAUGGGUCGCCAUUAAAAGCGACAUAUUUGAGGACAGAGAGACUCACAACUUCCGGUUCCUGGUGCAGUGGAGUGAAGCGGAGUCCAAAUUCGCGGUGAUUUGUCACAACAGGACUCUUCAGCAGAGGAUGAGGAAGAUGAAGGAGGAGGAGGAGGAGGAGGAGGAGGAUUCGGAGUGCAGCUGGGCCUCGAUGUUCUCCGCCUCGGAGCUCGGACUCCUCCACCAGCAGCUGAGCGGCUCCGGGGACGCGCUGUCCGCCUUCCUGCCCGCGCUGUGCGCCUUCAGCCCGCCGGGCCGGUGGAGCUCCCUGAACCCGCUGAGGAGCAGCUGGCGCAGCUGGCAGGAGCAGCAGGAGCAGCGCGAGCGCCACGCCGAGGCCGUGUGUGCGCAGCUGGAGCGGUAUUUCAGCACAGCCCUGGACGUGUGUGGAGUCAAAAUCCUGCUGGAGACUUUAUUCCCUCAGGAGGAGGAAGGAGAGCAGGAGGACAAAUACUGCGAGAACCUGCAGGAGUUCAAGAGGAGAGCCAUGGAGGAGCAGCUCAGGAGAGCCCAGGACACUGUGACCACGAUCAUCCAGCGUCACCGUGCUGCAGCAGGACUUGUACAACUGAUGAAGAUCUAUGAGGAUGAAGAUGAGGCGUACAGUGAUUUGGUUACCAUGGCAACGCAGUUUUAUCAGCACCAACUGCAGCCAUUCAGGGACAUGAGAGAGCUGUCGACUUUACGCACCAUGGAGAUACAGAAAAUACUGCAGCUACAGGAGCUCGGUCCGAAGCGAGUGUGUGAGUUGGAGAGAGAGGCAGAAGAGUGGAGCAGGAGGGCGAACGAGGCUGUGUGUUCCAUUCAGGACGUCACUGUGUGUUACUUUACUGAGACGACAACAGCACUGUCAGGCAUGCUGAAACAGAUGGAGGUGGACCGUAAGAGAUUUGGCCACGCCUCCUGGGCUGUAGCUACACCCAGGCUGGAGAAGCUCAAAUUUCUCCUGGCUAAAGAGACACUGCAGCUCAUGAGGGCGCGGGAGAUGUGUGUGAACCGCCACAAAGACGAAAUCAAGGAGAAGAUGAGCAGUGUGUGUGACGGGGCGAGUGUGUGUGACGUGGACGUGUUGGAGCUACAGUAUUAUGAGGCUCAGCUGGAGCUCUACGACUGUAAACUUGAGAUCCUGAAAAACGAGGAGCUGCUUCUGCUUGCACAGAUCCACACACUGCAGAGACAGAUCAAAGAACUAAAGGAGGAGGUGGUGUAUUAUGAUGCCUGUGAAGACCCCUUGGAGCUUCAGUGUAUGCAGACAGAUGCUAGUCCCACCCACUCAGGUCGUAACUCCACCUACUCUCACCUACAGCAACAGCUACUGCAACUGGAGAGGAAGAGAGCAAUGACGUCGACACGCAGAGCUACACUGCGCAACCGGAAGGAAAAGUGUGUAGAAGCACAUGAGCUCCAGCAGAGGGCAGCACAGCAGAGAAUUGCACAACACCAGCAACAUCACGCUGUGCAUCUGAAGCGAGAGAAGAAGAGGGAGGAUGAGGAGAAGAGGAAGGAGUGGGUGCAGAUGGAGAGAGAGAGAACACUCAGCCGAUUGCGUUCCUUCAGAGAAGUGAUUUAUUACCCACAAUCCUGUAGAGGUCAAGGUCAAUUCAUGGUGAAGAGCCAUUGCUCCAACAAGCCCCGCCCUCCUGACCUGACUAGCAAUGACUCCGCCCAACCCAUGUCGAUCAUCACCCUAACUAUACCUAACCAAGCAUGCAGUCCCGCCCCCAAGCCCAAAGUGAAGGGGCGGAGCCAGAAGCGGAGGGAUAUCCCGGUACAUAUUCUUUUACCCCCAGGCGCAGGAGGGCUGGGGCAAGAGCAAACUUUAACUCCUCCCCUUAACCCCCCUCCUCCCCCUCCCGCUCCUCCACCCCCACCCCCUCCACCCCCUCCAGUAGUACCACCUCCUCUGUCAGCCCCGCCUCUUCCACUCAGUGCCAAAGAACCAGCUGGAAUUCCAGCUGCAGGAUCGAUGGACGACGUUCUGGCGUCGCUGCAGAGGGGGCGUGUUCACCUGCGUAAGGUCACGCCCAAACCUCAAGGCGUUUCCCCUGAGACUGGAAAUAUUAGAGACAGUUUGCUAUCUGCUAUCCGCCAGGGUGUGACCUUAAAGAAAGCCCCGCCCCCUGCAGGCCCCACCCGCUGCCAUGACUCAGAGUUGGAGCAAAGCAUCAAGGCGGCCAUGAUGAGAAUGAAGAAAGUCUCUAAUGAGUCUGAUGAUGAAGAACGUCCAGACACACCACCAGGGGAGUGGGACAGCUAGGAGUGUGUACACAGAUAGGGCUGUACUUUGUUUAAAAAUGUAUCCGUUUGAAUGUUAUGAAAAAUGCAAAUAUAGUACUUUUAAAUGACACGAAAAAGUAACGGAAUGAAAUUUACUGUAUUUUGGGGUUUGAUUUUUUCCCCCUUUUAAGUUUAUUUACAUCAGAAUUAAAUCUCUAUGGAGCUGGAGUUUUAAUAAAAUACUGUGAGUUAUUUUAAUAUUUAAAGUUCUGCGAUGGAACAUUUACUGUAUAAACCCUCAGCUCAUAAACUCCUCCCCUUUCCUUUUUUCCAGCAUUAUUUGAUGGAUUUAACUUUCAUUUAAUUAUUUUAAUUAAACACACUGUCCUCA
Messenger RNA from Neoarius graeffei (lesser salmon catfish), 2775 nucleotides. Its product is annotated as WASP homolog-associated protein with actin, membranes and microtubules. Bases 91 to 2424 code for a protein of 777 amino acids. The transcript is spliced from 10 exons. Gene Ontology annotation, biological process: Arp2/3 complex-mediated actin nucleation; endoplasmic reticulum to Golgi vesicle-mediated transport. Gene Ontology annotation, molecular function: actin binding; Arp2/3 complex binding. Gene Ontology annotation, cellular component: endoplasmic reticulum-Golgi intermediate compartment membrane; cytoplasm. The record is from RefSeq and is a predicted model, not a curated record. Lineage: Eukaryota; Metazoa; Chordata; Actinopteri; Siluriformes; Ariidae.